AUGCGCUUAAAUAAAACAAAUGUCACGUGCAUUUUUUUCUCUUUCUCGUUCUUUCUUUCUUUGUAUUUUUCGUUCGUUUUUCUUCGUUCUUUAUUUAGUUCAUUCUCUCUUUUUCGUUCGUUCUCUCUUUCCCUUUUUAAGUUGUUCUCUUUUUCGUUAAUUGUUCUUGCUUUCAUUCAUUCCCUCUUUCUCUUUUUAGAUUGUUCUUGCUUUCGUUCAUCCUCUCUUUCUCUGUUUAGGUCCCUGUCUUUUCGUUCAUUCUCUCUUUCUCUUUUCGUUCGUUCUCUCUUUUUAUUUUUUAGAUCGUUCGUUCUCUUUUUCGGUUGUUCUUUCUAUCUCUUUUUCUCGUUAAUACUCCCUUUCGUCCAUUCUCUCUCUUUCUCUUUUUCCUUCGUUAUUUCUCUUUCGCUUUUUCGGUCGUCUACUUUUUCGUUCUGCCUGAUUUUAACUUUCCACUUCUUCCUUCACCCGACUCGAUUUCCUCUUCUCUCUUUUAUCUCCUCAUUUCCCUCUAAAUUUAUCCCUCCAUUUCUCUCGACCCACCUUCUCCAUUUCUCACUCACCCCUCCUGCUUUUCCCAUUUCUCUCUCACCCCUCCUGCUUUUCCCCAUUUCUCUCUCUCCUCCCUGCUUUUCCCAUUUAUCUCUCACUCCUCCUGGUUUUCCCCAUUUCUCUCUCUCCCCCUCCUGCUUUUCCCAUUUCUCUCUCUCCCCCCUCUUGCUUUUCCCAUUUCUCUCUCUCCCCUCCUGCUUUUCCCAUUUCUCUCACUCCCUCCUGCUUUUCCCAUUUCUCUCUCACUCCUCCUGCUUUUCCCCAUUUCUGUCUCUCCUCCUCCUGCUUUUGUCAUUUCUCACUCUCUCCUCCUGCUUUUGGCAUUUCUCACUCUCUCCUCCUGUUUUUCCCAUUUCUCUCUCUCUCCCCUCCUGCUUUUACCAUUUUCUCUCUCACUCCUCCUGUUUUUCCCAUUUCUCUCUCUUCCCCUCCUGCUUUUCCCAUUUCUCUCUCUCUCCCUCCUGCUUUUCACAUUUCUCUCUCCCCCUCCUGCUUUUCACAUUUCUCUCUACCGCCUCUUGUUUUUCCCACUUCUCUCUCUCUCUCCUCCUGCUUUUCCCAUUUCUCUCUCUCUCCCUCCUGCUUUUCCCAUUUCUCUCUCACUCCUCCUGUUUUUCCCAUUUCUCUCUCUCCCCUCCUGCUUUUCCCAUUUCUCUCUCACUCCUCCUGGUUUUCCAUUUCUCUCUCUCUCCCCCUCCUGCUUUUGCCAUUUCUCUCUCUCUCUCCCUUCUUGCUUUUCCCAAUUCCCUCUCUCUCUCUCUUCUGCUUUUCCCAUUUCACUCUCUCCGUGUGUUACCCAUUUCUCUCUCUCUCUCUCUCUUUCCUGCUUUUCCUGUUUUUCUCCCCUCCAGCUUUUCCCAUUUCUCCUCUCCUUGCGUUUCCAAUUCUCACUCCUCCUUGCAUUUCCCAUCACUUUAUUUUACCUAUCCUCUCCCAUUUCUCUCUCUCCCCUUCUUGCCUUUCCCAUUUCUCUCUCUCCCCUUCUUGCCUUUCCACUUUCUCUCUCUCCUCUUCUUGCCUUUCCCAUUUCUCUCUCUCCCCCCUUCUUGCCUUUCCCAUUUCUCACUCUUCCUGCCUUUCUUAUCUCUUUAUCUCUUACAUUUCUUUCCCAUCUCUCUUUCUCCCUCUUCUUGUCCAUCUCUUUCUGACCAAUAG
Acanthosepion pharaonis is the source of this 1707-nucleotide messenger RNA. The record is from the annotation of a GenBank genome assembly. Lineage: Eukaryota; Metazoa; Mollusca; Cephalopoda; Sepiida; Sepiidae.